AUGGUUCAUCAAGAAGAUAAGCUUCCCUGGGAAGCCUUUGCCUCAGUGUUCGAACUGAACCACAUGAAUGCUUGUCAACAUGGCGCCUACAACCUCCAUGUACUUGCUCAUCCAGACAGCAAAACAAAACUCGGCAAUUUCCUCGAUGCCUUCGUUCUGAGUAUCACCGAGGAUUCGGCUCGCCAAAGAAAACGGUAUCCUCAGAAAUAUUGUGUUCCCGAUGGGGAUGAAGUCACCAUAUCAGAUGAAGUGGCUGCGAAGAUCACACUAACAGUUCGCCGUUGGCAUCCUGAGAAGCAUUCGCCUGAUAAAGACGAGAGUUUUGAGACCUUUCAUCAACCUUGUAUAAGAGGAUUAUGCAUACACACCAAUGAAUCCGAUACCUGCGGGUGUGCGUUGCCAUUCAAAGAACGCAAGAUGGCAGCAUUUCAACGAGACAAGAUUGAAAACGACUGUUAUGAAUUUGAGAAAUACAACGAGGAAGCAUACUUCAAUCUUGAUGUCGUCAAGACUUUGAUACUCCACGGCGAAAUGGAUGCAGUACUUCGCUCUUGUGCAUAUGAAGGCUCUCGUCUCUCGGACUGGUGGCAGGAGACUGAAUGUGACUGUAUGCCACUAGUUCUUGGGUGGGAUAGAAUAUGCAAGUACUCCAUUAAGAUGUACAUUACACUCAACCUUGUAAAGUACUUCCGUGAGCCUUGGGACAAGGACGAUGUACCUGUCGACGACUACCGCAAUAUCAAGGCGUAUCAACUGGCGAUCCGAUCUUGUACAAAAACCGGAUCUCUUGGCGACGUUGCAAUGUACCCCCAUUGGGACUUCUUCGGUAUUGAGAAGGACCAGUUUAGGUGGUAUCCAAAACCUUGUGAUGUUCCGCGUUGGAAGCAUUUCAUGAGGUUGGAAAGGGACAGAUUUUGUUUUUGGUUCCAUGACGAUGAUAAAGCGGACGAUGGGGUUGGCCUCAGGGCUGAUGAUGAGUCUACUAAGCUCUCGGCUCAAGAACCCGCCGGUUAUUAUGCCUAUACGUUGACGUUCUACCCAUACGGCCUGAUAUCCUACGAAGAAUUCAUCAACUUUGAAACACCAGUCGGCCACCAAAUCAAUCCAUCAGAUGCCACACACGUCAGAUGGAUACUGUGCCAAAAAGGACUUCCAGUUGAGAUAUCAGAUUGUAUUCUGGAAUAUGCAGACUACACCCCGAGAGGAAGUCUACCGCUAUCUCGAUUAUUGCUGGCAACUCAUCGUGAGAUGCUACAUGCUGGGCAAUGA
Fusarium mangiferae is the source of this 1269-nucleotide messenger RNA. RefSeq lists its product as uncharacterized. The transcript has a single exon. The coding region runs from base 1 to 1269 and encodes 422 amino acids. Lineage: Eukaryota; Fungi; Ascomycota; Sordariomycetes; Hypocreales; Nectriaceae. The record is from RefSeq and is a predicted model, not a curated record.